This is a messenger RNA of Heterobasidion irregulare TC 32-1, 993 nucleotides long. RefSeq lists its product as uncharacterized. The transcript is spliced from 8 exons. The annotation marks the transcript as partial. The record is from RefSeq and is a predicted model, not a curated record. Lineage: Eukaryota; Fungi; Basidiomycota; Agaricomycetes; Russulales; Bondarzewiaceae.
CGCAGGAUUUCGCGUACGCCCAGUCCAACCCCGAGCGAGGCUGCAGAGCUCGCCCGCGACAGUCUCCUCGACUGGAAGACGCUCUUGAGCUGGAGAUUCUGGAUUCGGAGGGAGUGGCUUUGGUACUACAUCGGUCUGACCAUCAUCGGCGUUCUCACCGCCCUCAUCACCAUCUAUCAUAAACAAAUCGUACACUGGCUCACACCCAAGACCACCUGGAUGCACGACUUGCCCGCCGGAUGGACAAUCCCUAUCGCCAUCCUCUUCGUCAUUUCCUUCCCACCCCUCUUCGGCCACGAAAUCGUCGCCAUCCUCUGCGGCGUCGUUUGGGGCCUCUGGAUCGGCUUCGCCAUCGUCGCAGCCGGUACCUUCAUCGGCGAAGUGGGUAACUUCUACGCAUUCAAGUACUGCUGCCGCGCGCGCGGCGACAAGCUUGAGAAGACGAACAUACAGUACGCGUGUCUCGCGCGUGUCGUGCGUGACGGUGGCUUCAAGAUCGCGCUUAUUGCGCGGCUGAGCGCCAUCCCCGGACACUUCACGACCGCGAUCUUCUCCACGUGUGGCAUGGGCAUCAUCACGUUCUCAUUCGCCGCUAUACUCUCCCUGCCCAAGCAGUUCGUCACCGUGUACCUCGGUGUGCUGCUUGAGGGCGCUGGCACUGAGACAACAGAGCAGAAGAUCAUCAGCGACGUCGUGCUUGCGCUCACGUUUAUCCUCACCAUCGUCGCUAUGUGGUAUAUCUACCGAAAGAUGGGCCAGGUCCGGCAUGUGGUCAUUCAUGACCGGCGCAAGGCCCGGCAGAACAAGCUCGAAAUCUACGGCAACUCGGCCUUUGCGUCCUCCUCCGGCACGACCUUCAACCCGCGCGGCUCGGAGUCCGACAUCCCGCUGCACGCGCCCUCCGCGCGCACCUUUUCCGCAGACCCCGAGUCCCAGGUGCAGCACCAGCAGUGGGACGCGCACGGACACGCCGUGGGAUACUCGGGCGACCCG